UCGCUCGAUCGAUCGGAGGAUGUAUAAACACCCAUAUAUAGUAAUCCUAUACGCAGCGUAACGCAUAACACCUAACUAAGCUAGGCUACUAAGCCAAAGCACAACAAGGGAGCAGGAGAGGGAGAUAUACCUCGCUGCUUGGUCUCGAUCUUCCAUGGAUGAGCAAGGGGAGAGGGGGCUCCAGCUGCUGCUCCCCGCAGCCGCUGCUCGGGUGCUCCGGGAAGCGCCGGCCAGCGCCGCCACCGACCACCAGCAGCUGGACCUGGACCUGUCCAUGAGCAUUGGGCCGAGGCAGCAGCAGCUGCAGCUGCAGCUGCCACGGCCGGCGCCGCCGACUCCACCGGCGAACGAGAGCAGGAGAGCAGCGGCGACUGUGGCCGCCAGCGCUGCGACGGCGAGGCACGUGCAGCAGCAGCAGCAGCAGGUGACGGUGGACGUCCGCGCCGUGAAGCAGCAGACGGCGGAGCAGGCCCGGAUGGCAUCGGCGGAGCGCGCCUACGCGGAGCGCGUCCGGGAGCUGGCGAAGCGGGAGCUGGAGCUCGCCGAGAGAGAGUUCGCGCGCGCCAGGAUGAUCUGGGAGCGCGCCCGCGAGGAGGUGGAGCGGGUGGAGCGGAUGAAGCAGAUCGCCGCCAGGCGGCUCGGCUCCGCCGCGCUCGAGAUCACCUGCCACGCCUGCAUGCAGCGCUUCCAUCCUUAAUUAGGUCGGCCGGCCAACUGCACCGACGACAUGGUCGAUCGGAGAUCGAUGCUUCCUGCUCGCCAUUGCUAGAUGUAACUCUCUCUAUCUCUCGUAGCUCCUGUCUUGUGAGUGCCAGUCACGUUGCCCCUGUUUGAGACGAUAAUCAUCUGGUUGAUGCAUGCAUCAAGGAAGCGGUUAUUCCUCUUUACUCUAUACAUCGGGUGUACAUGCUUAAUUAGUUUUUUAUUAUGGAAUGUGGGCGCAUGCUUAAUUGCAGCAGACUGCCUUAAAGAAACAAGGGAGUAAACAACUCACCAGUUGAGAAACCAAACUAAUUGUAUAUAGUGCCAAGAAAAAGCAGAUUAACUGAAUUAAAGAGUAUAUUUUCUCUCUUUGCUAGAGAGAGGUUGGACGGAUCCCUCUGUACUGUGGAGCUAGUGCGGUGACAGCAGUACGUCUGACAAAAAAUUAA
Messenger RNA from Triticum aestivum (bread wheat), 1151 nucleotides. RefSeq names its product protein indeterminate-domain 16. Gene Ontology annotation, cellular component: nucleus. Gene Ontology annotation, biological process: gravitropism. The record is from RefSeq and is a predicted model, not a curated record. The coding region runs from base 155 to 697 and encodes 180 amino acids. The transcript has a single exon. Lineage: Eukaryota; Viridiplantae; Streptophyta; Magnoliopsida; Poales; Poaceae.